Molecule: messenger RNA, 771 nt
Organism: Triticum dicoccoides
Lineage: Eukaryota; Viridiplantae; Streptophyta; Magnoliopsida; Poales; Poaceae
Product: nascent polypeptide-associated complex subunit alpha-like protein 1
Exons: 4
Coding region: 57-653 (198 amino acids)
Cellular component (GO): nascent polypeptide-associated complex
Source: RefSeq, a predicted model, not a curated record
UCCCGCUCCCUAGGGUUUUACUUUCCCCUCAGACAAGCUUUUUCCGGCGCGCCACCAUGACGGUCGCCGAGCUGCUCCGCGCCCAGCUCGAGGAGCAGAACAUCGAGGAAGAUGAGCCUAUCCUUGAGGAUGAUGAUGACGACGAUGAAUACGAUGAUGAUGAUGUGGAUGAAAUGGAUGACAAUGAUGUUGAGGGUGAUGCUAGUGGAAGAUCUAGGCAGACAAGGAGUGAGAAGAAGAGCAGGAAAGCCAUGGAGAAGCUUGGCAUGAAGGUCAUUACUGGUGUGAACCGUGUAACUAUCAAAAAGAGCAAGACCGUUACGUUUGUCCUCUCCAAGCCAGAUGUCUUCAAGAGCUCGCACUCAGAAACCUAUGUCAUUAUCGGGGAGAUCAAGUUCGAGGACCUGAACACUGAGCUGCAGACACAAGCGGCAGAGCAGUUCAAGGCACCGGGCCUGAGCAGGGUCAAUUCGAAGGGUGAGCCGUCUGUGGCAGCAGUCCAAGAUGACGAGGAGGUCGACGAGACGGGCGUUGACAGGAAGGACGUCGAGCUCGUGAUGAUGCAGGCCUCCGUGUCGAGAUCCAGGGCUGUGGAGGCGCUCAAGGCUGCGGAUGGCGACAUCGUGAGCGCCAUCAUGGAGUUGACUAACUAGGUGCUGGAAGGUGGGGUUGUGUCCUGGUAAUAGGGGGAUUGGGUCAAUGUUGUCUUUUGGUCAUGUCGUCUUGAAUGUUGCAGUUGCGUACUUGGAGGCUCUGUGUCUCUGUUGAAAG